Nematocida parisii ERTm1 is the source of this 285-nucleotide messenger RNA. RefSeq lists its product as uncharacterized. The record is from RefSeq and is a predicted model, not a curated record. Bases 1 to 273 code for a protein of 90 amino acids. The transcript has a single exon. Lineage: Eukaryota; Fungi; Microsporidia.
AUGCAGCUUAUAACGAGAAAAUCGAGUAAACAUAGAACACUAAUUGCACUUAUACUAAUACUUGGGUUAGUUCUAGGAAGUAGGGAAUGCGCAAUAGGCGGGCAUUCUCCAGCUGAUGAACCCCAGAAAAAAAAGGACGAUACUGAAGAGAGUGAAGAUGAGAGCUUUUCAUUAUGGAAGAAUUCAAAUGCACAAAAGGCAUUACCAGAGUAUAGAGACAGUUACUCUAGCGAUAUAAAUGAGUAUGCAUAUCCAUACCGUAUGGUAUUCUAAAAAUAGUAAAGA